GAGGGCUGCAUUGGAUGUGUGGGGUGUGGCUCCCAGCGAGGGGCGGAGCUGGAGAUGGCGUCCAUGGUGGCUCGCCGGCUGGCCUGUGUAUCAGUCCGACCCGGGGCUCUCUGGAGCGGGCCGAGGGGGAGGAGAGGUGGCGAUGUCUACACUGUACCAGGCUGCUCAGGUCUCAGCCAGGUACCGUCGAGGUCAGUCAUCGUCACUCGCAGCGGCGCCAUUUUGCCCAAGCCGGUGAAAAUGUCCUUUGGUCUUCUCCGUGUGUUCUCCAUUGUGAUCCCCUUUCUCUAUGUUGGGACACUCAUCAGCAAGAACUUUGCUGCUCUACUUGAGGAGCAUGACAUUUUUGUCCCAGAGGAUGAUGAUGACGAUGAUUAACAGGGCCCAGGGAGAACAGGAGAAAGCACCAAUGAAAUGGCGGCACGUUCAGCUCCCUUCCUGCUGGCAGAAGGGUCAAGGAAAGCCCUCAGCCUCACCUCCUCAUGGUUUGUGACAACAGCUCGGAAUCCUGUGCUUCUGGAGGUUUCCUCAAGGCUGUCUACAGAGCACUGAAAACAACAAGCAAGCCAAUUCUGAGUAUAUAAUAAAUGAGUCAUGUAUGAUGAAA
This is a messenger RNA of Arvicanthis niloticus (Nile rat), 607 nucleotides long. RefSeq names its product single-pass membrane protein with aspartate rich tail 1 (gene Smdt1). The record is from RefSeq and is a predicted model, not a curated record. Gene Ontology annotation, biological process: calcium import into the mitochondrion; mitochondrial calcium ion homeostasis. NCBI's taxonomy places the organism in Eukaryota, Metazoa, Chordata, Mammalia, Rodentia, Muridae. Gene Ontology annotation, cellular component: uniplex complex.